This is a messenger RNA of Carcharodon carcharias (great white shark), 1779 nucleotides long. RefSeq names its product phosphofurin acidic cluster sorting protein 1-like. The transcript is spliced from 16 exons. The annotation marks the transcript as partial. Gene Ontology annotation, molecular function: transmembrane transporter binding. Gene Ontology annotation, biological process: protein localization to plasma membrane. NCBI's taxonomy places the organism in Eukaryota, Metazoa, Chordata, Chondrichthyes, Lamniformes, Lamnidae. The record is from RefSeq and is a predicted model, not a curated record.
AUGGCCGACAAGCCGCACCGCUCAGCCCCGGGCUCCGCUCCCAGACCCGUCCACAUGAACCUCUUCGCUACCUGGGAGAUUGACCGGUCCUCCCCCAGCUGUGUACCCAGGCCUCAGUCACAGGUACCUGACUGCAGGAGAACAUCACCUCAUCCACUUACACUUGUUUAUCUUCACUUGUUUUUCACCUCGUUCUAUAUUUGUCCUCCUCAGCUGAGGCUCAAAGCCUCGCUGGGUGGGAAUUUGGAACCUGACUGGGAGGCUGAGAGACUGCUUUCGUUCUCAGCAGAUCGAUCCCCAGAUAUCGACAAUUACUCAGAGGAUGAGGACGACAGCUUCUCUUCUGAGCAGGAAGUCAGUGAUGAUCCAUUACAAGGGCAGGAUUUGUAUUUUGAAGACGAGGAGGUUGGAAAACGGAAGAAGACCCGAAGGAAACUGCCGAACUCGGCUGUCAUCUCCCGUGGAGGCAUCAGCAACCAACAAAACAUUAAGCAGAAGUUUGUGGCUUUACUCAAGAGAUUCCGAGUCUCUGAUGAAGUAUUGGCCCUGGAACAUGUGUCUACAGAGCAGAUCCAGGAGGUGGAGGAGGACCUUGAUUUGCUCUAUGACAGUCUUGAAUUGUACAACCCGAGUGACAGUGGUCCCGAAAUGGAGGAGACAGACAGUGUCCUCAGUACUCCAAAGCCUAAGCUGAAGCCGUUUUUCGAGGGGAUGUCUCAGUCCAGCUCACAAACAGAGAUCGGGAGCCUCAACAGUAAAGGCAGCCUCAAUAAGGAGUUAGGCAGCCCGCAGGAGGCGCUGCCGUCUGAAAAACUUCGAACGUCCCGCACCAAACUCCAGGAGGAGGUGAUGGCAGAGGUCGAGACUCCGGAGUUGACUGAACAAGAGUUGCACAGUGAACUCAACACUUCCGGAACCAUCCUCGACAAAACCAAACCACUUCCAAAAAGCGGCAAAUCAGACUCUCAGAUCUUUGCAUCUCCCAGUAAGGCUGACAUUGUCCAUACACCAAAGCACAGGAGGACUCCACUGAAGGACAGACAGGUGUCUCGGGCACAGGGUGAGAGGGCUAACAGCUCUGACAGUGAGAGAUCUCCAGAACUCAGUAUCCAGGUUCCUCGUAAAGUGGUUUAUGAUCAGUUAAAUCAGAUCCUGGUGUCCGACACCACUGUACCAGAGUCAGUGAUCAUGGUGAGCGCCGUGGACUGGCAGGGCCAGUAUGUCUCCGAGCUCCUCCUCGAACAGAAUAAAGCCUUCAUUUGCACGUGCUCCAUUAUAGAGGUUCAAACCUGCCUCUCUGCCAUCCUCACACGGAUACAGCGCUACUGUAACUGUAAUGCCCAGAUGCCUCGGCCAGUGAAGGUGGCAGCUAUCGGUGGGCAGAGUUAUCUCAGCGCCAUCCUGAGAUUCUUUGUGGAGCAGCUCGGCAACAAAACCUCUGACUGGCUCAACUACCUGAGGAUCCUGCUCAUUCCCCUGGGGUCCCACCCUGUUGCCAGGUACAUGGCGUCUCUGGACAGCAAGUACAGCAGCCUCUUCCUGGACUCUGCUUGGAGUGACCUGUUCAGCAAGUCCGAGGCUCCCACUUCGGGUACAGGAAGACAGGAACGGGGUGGGGGGAAUGGCUCCCUAGAUGCGCUGGAUGUGGUCGGACGGAUCAUGCAGUAUAUUUCAGGAGCACAUGUGUCUCACCAGCUCCCGAUAGCUGAGGCCAUGCUGACCUGCAAACACAAGAGUCACGAAGAUGAUUCCUAUCAGAAAUUUAUUCCAUUUGUUGGU